AUGGACAAUCUCCGCGGUGGCGCUGCCGCCUCUACCACCACCACCACCACCACCCCCUCCACAACCUCCACACGCCCCAAACCCCCACCUCCCCGCCGCAACCUCUCCCACUACCCAGCAGCCGCCGCCUCGUACGCCAGCAACCGACUCAGCGGCGCCUGGAACGACUCCUCCUUCCACGAACCCUUGGAUCCCGAAGGCGGGCCCUUGCUCAGCANNAAAAAAGAAGAAUUGUGGAAGCGGAGAUGGAGUAAAGCGAAACAGAUCAUGGAGAGAGAAGGUGUGGUGUUGAGGACUUGGCGGGUGGGUGGUGAUGUGGAAAGUGUUUGUGUCGAAGCCGUGAGACAGGAAUUGGCAGAGAUGGAAAAGAAAGAUCGCAAGGAUUUGGAGAUGCAGAGGUUGAAGGAUGAACAGAGGGAGAGCAAGGUAAAGCAGGGGACUUUGAUUUGA
This is a messenger RNA of Aureobasidium uvarum, 450 nucleotides long. Lineage: Eukaryota; Fungi; Ascomycota; Dothideomycetes; Dothideales; Saccotheciaceae. The record is from the annotation of a GenBank genome assembly.